AUUCCAUCCAGCCAGCCAGCAGAGCUGAGGCAGUUCCCAUUUCCACGUUGGCUUCCUCCUCCCGGUUCCAAUUCCCAUUCCAAUUCCAACAUAUCUGUCGCUUUCCAAAGCCCUCUGUCUGUUUCAAUUAAUAAUUCGAUUCAUCGAAGACUUGCAUAGAAAGUUUCAAACUUUGCAUUCGAUUCCCGUUCUGAGUUCGGAGAAUCUAUAAACUUUCUCUUCCCCGUUCCCUUUCGAAUCAUUCAAGCACAGAGCUUUAUUAAUCCUUCUUCCCCCGCAAAGUCCUUCAAUCACUGCAGUUUCUUCAGUCCCAUUGCCAUGACCUCCAUCCACUUGUUCCUCGCCAACUCGAUUUCUCCGGCGGCGGCAGGCCUCCACCGGGGAGGCUUCUCUGCUAGAUCCAACGGCGGGAGAGCGAUGGCUUGCGCGACGCUGGACCUGCGGGCCGUGGAGCCUGCGACUCAGGGGAGGUUGGGGACCCAGGAGGUGAUGGCCGAGGAGGCUAGGGUUCUGGUCGGGACCUACGCCAGAGCUCCGGUGGUGCUCUCGAGUGGCAAGGGCUGUAAAUUGUUUGAUCCUGAGGGGCGAGAGUACUUGGACUUGACGUCCGGGAUCGCUGUCAAUGCGCUCGGCCAUGGCGAUCCCGAUUGGGUGCGGGCUGUUACAGAGCAGGCCGGUGUUCUCGCCCAUGUCAGCAACGUCUUCUAUUCCAUUCCCCAGGUUGAGCUUGCAAAACGUCUAAUUGCUCGCUCUUUUGCUGAUCGGGUCUUCUUCACGAACAGCGGAACAGAAGCCAAUGAGGCUGCCAUUAAAUUUGCAAGAAAGUUUCAAAGAUUUUCACAUCCUGAUGAGGAGCAGCCACCAACAGAGUUCCUUUCAUUUAGUAAUAGCUUCCAUGGGAGGACUAUUGGUGCUCUUGCUUUGACUAGCAAAGAGCAUUACAGAACACCUUUUCAACCUGUCAUGCCCGGUGUUACUUUCUUGGAGUAUGGAAAUAUUCAAGCUGCAGAAGAACUGAUUCGGUCUGGCAAGAUUGCUGCAGUAUUUGUGGAACCUAUUCAAGGUGAAGGGGGCAUACUCAGUGCCUCCAAGGAAUUCUUACAAGCCCUUCGUCGUGCUUGUGAUAAUGUUGGCUCUCUCCUGGUUUUUGAUGAGGUUCAAUGCGGCUUAGGACGGACUGGCUAUCUCUGGGCACACGAAGCCUAUGGUGUAUUCCCCGAUAUGAUGACGCUUGCUAAGCCUCUCGCUGGAGGUCUACCCAUUGGUGCUGUAUUAGUUGCAGAAAAGGUUGCCGCUUCCAUCAACUUUGGAGAUCACGGAAGCACCUUUGCCGGCGCACCUCUCGUCUGCAAUGCAGCCAUUACUGUUCUAGACAAGAUCUCAAACCCAGAAUUGUUGGCGAGCGUCUCCAAGAAGGGUACGUAUCUCAAGGAAAUGUUAAUCCAGAAGCUGGGAGGGAACUCCCAUGUGAAAGAGGUACGAGGAAUGGGGCUUAUCAUUGGAAUAGAGCUGGAUGUGGCUGCCUCGCCGCUCGUCGAUGCCUGCCGCAAUGCUGGGCUUCUCGUAUUGACCGCAGGGAAAGGGAAUGUUGUCAGGCUUGUGCCGCCAUUGAUCAUCUCCGAGCAGGAACUGAGCCGGGCUGUCGAUAUACUGCUCGAGUGCUUGCCGGCACUUGGGUAAACUCUUUUAACUCAAGUCAAAUUCAAUGCAGGGCGGGGCAGGCGUUGCCUAAAAGGAAUUGUAAUUGUAUGGAUGGUUACGAACUUGCAAUGCUUUUAUGGGGCUUCUGUUCAGUGUUCACUACUUUCUUUCUUUGAAGGAUGAUGAAGUUGGGAGAUAAGGUUGUAGUAAAUCUGGAUUUGGUCCAGGGACUGAUUGUAAAUAAUUAAAUUUGCUCAAUCAGCUUGGCAUGGGAA
This is a messenger RNA of Diospyros lotus (date-plum), 1916 nucleotides long. Its product is annotated as acetylornithine aminotransferase, mitochondrial. Gene Ontology annotation, cellular component: chloroplast stroma. The coding region runs from base 319 to 1680 and encodes 453 amino acids. The transcript has 3 exons. Gene Ontology annotation, biological process: arginine metabolic process. The record is from RefSeq and is a predicted model, not a curated record. Lineage: Eukaryota; Viridiplantae; Streptophyta; Magnoliopsida; Ericales; Ebenaceae. Gene Ontology annotation, molecular function: transaminase activity; identical protein binding; pyridoxal phosphate binding.